AGGCGACGGGUCGGCGGAGGUAGAAAAGCGUCGGACACCGGGUCGAUCAUGGACGCUUGACAACCCGCGGGCAGGCGCCGGGAGGCCGAGACAGCGAGCUAAAGGACGGAGAGACCGCGAAGACAGGUUGGGGUCAGCGAGAAGGCGGGACCCAGCAGGCAGAUCUUAAGACCAGAGAAUGGCAGGUGAACAGAAACCCUCAAGUAACCUCCUGGAACAGUUUAUUUUACUAGCCAAAGGCACCAGUGGCUCAGCCCUCACUGCUCUCAUAAACCAAGUCUUGGAGGCUCCUGGAGUCUAUGUCUUCGGAGAACUGCUGGAGCUGGCCAAUGUGCAGGAGCUUGCAGAAGGAGCUAAUGCUGCAUAUUUGCAGUUGCUGAACCUGUUUGCCUAUGGGACAUAUCCAGAUUACAUAGCCAACAAGGAGAGCCUGCCAGAACUGAGCACAGCUCAGCAGAACAAGCUGAAGCACCUUACCAUCGUGAGCUUGGCGUCGAGAAUGAAGUGUAUCCCCUACUCCGUGCUGCUGAAGGACCUGGAGAUGCGGAAUCUCCGGGAACUGGAAGACCUCAUUAUAGAGGCUGUCUACACUGACAUCAUCCAAGGCAAGCUGGACCAGCGAAACCAGCUUCUGGAAGUGGACUUCUGCAUUGGCCGUGACAUCCGAAAGAAGGACAUCAAUAAUAUUGUCAAGACCUUGCAUGAGUGGUGUGCCGGUUGUGAAGCAGUUCUGCUAGGCAUUGAGCAGCAAGUUCUGAGAGCCAACCAGUACAAGGAGAACCACAGCCGAACUCAGCAGCAGGUAGAGGCAGAGGUUACCAACAUCAAGAAGACCCUCAAGGCCACAGCAUCCUCCUCGGCUCAGGAGAUGGAGCAACAACUGGCCGAACGGGAGUGUCCCCCUCACGCCGAGCAGAGGCAGCCCACCAAGAAGAUGUCUAAAGUGAAAGGUCUGGUUUCCAGCCGCCACUAGGGCCGGCUGGGGCAGCUGGCACUCACCAGGCCUGGGCAGGUGGGGAGGGGACACCUAGGGCCUAUUUCCUCCUCUCUCUACCUUCAGUGAGUUCCAGACCUGCCCGUCCCCUCACCAGCGCCUCCCCAUCCUGUUGGUACUGUUCCAGAAGAACCGUUAACUCCUUUCCCUCGACCACACCCUCCUUCCCCAGUUUCUCCCUUCAGACUCAGGGGCUCCACUGAUGCCAUCCCAACAGGGUCAACACUGCCCAGCUUCCCUCCAGGAGGUUCUUGUCUCUGUUUAAGGGCUUGUCUCUCCCAGUUUUUCUUUUGCUCCAUGUCAUUUGGUCAGGCUGGUCAUAGCCAGAGGCAGCUUUAACCAGCCCACAGGGAUGACUGCACAGGAGGCUCCUCUGAGUGAGGAGGGGGCACUCCUCCAGCCCCAUGUACCACAGUACCCACAAUGGUGCAGGCACUCUAGCCAGGUCUCAAAAUGCUUUGUUUUCCUUCCCCUGCCUUGUCCCUUGUUGGCAGCUCCAAUCAGGCCAUGGAGGGAUGUGAUGCUGGGCUAUGUUUACUCAGCCUCUUAAGCCCAGCUCAAAUCUCUCAUUAGUUGGGAGCAUUAGGUUAACUGAUGUCUGGUAUCUGAGCACCCGUGGAGGGUGCUGUGGGUCUGCUCGGUGGCAGAAACUUCUUCCAGCUUGGUGUUCUCUGCUGCCUGACUACUCAGACUGGUUUUCGGUGUGAAGGCCCAGCUGCCCACUGGGACUGUCUGCCAAUACUUGCUCUCCCCAGAUCUUUAAUUACUCCUGGCUGCAUCUGUGGUGGGGAUGGUGGUGCUGAGGCCCAGCCUGCUGGGGAAGGACCUGUUGCUGCUUCUGUCUGUUUCUUUCCACUCCUCCUUGGCUAAUGACCCAGAGCCCUCUGAUGAUGGCAUUCUCUUGGCAAGAGAAAAGGACUUGACUAGCCUUUCUGAACUUGAACAGUUUCAGGUUAUAUUUUAAUUUUUUUUUUGUACAGGUUCUGAUUCUAAUACAUUUCAACAUGCCUUUUUCCCCCCUCGUGUCAAUAUUUGUUAUAGAUCGCCGGGGAUUAUUCACUUGCUUGGAGGGUGGCGUGUGUGUGUGUAUGUGUGUGUGUGUGUGUGUGUGUGUGUGUGUGUGUUUAAGGGGAAUUGGAGGUCUGGACUAAUUAAAGUUCACCGAAGGAAAAAACAUAUUUUAGAACAAAAAUUAAAGUGUAGUUACAGUGUGACUGGUGUGCGGGGUUGCAUAGCUGGCACAUCUGGAGGAGCUGGGAUCAGGGUGCUCCAGGAAAAUGUCCUGCUGUGUCAGUACCUGGAGAAAAUCCAUAUCUCCUUUUCCAACAUGUCCAGCAACUGCCUGCUGCUGACCAGAUGUUAACAGUUAUUCUCGUUUCCCCUUUAAGCUGGUCCAUGUGCCCAUAUAACAUUUUGUCCAGUGGGAAAGUUUAAUUCCCAAUGUAUGUUUCGUGAAACCUCUUGACAGAUGCUCUGUGGAAAAGGGGUUCUGUUGUUAAAUAAAUUUGGCACAUCCUGCA
This is a messenger RNA of Pipistrellus kuhlii (Kuhl's pipistrelle), 2514 nucleotides long. RefSeq names its product COP9 signalosome subunit 7B (gene COPS7B). The record is from RefSeq and is a predicted model, not a curated record. NCBI's taxonomy places the organism in Eukaryota, Metazoa, Chordata, Mammalia, Chiroptera, Vespertilionidae. The coding region runs from base 179 to 973 and encodes 264 amino acids. Gene Ontology annotation, cellular component: COP9 signalosome. Gene Ontology annotation, biological process: COP9 signalosome assembly. The transcript is spliced from 7 exons.